CUCUCUAAAUUUGGCACCGAGUUCGUCGCGUUCCCUUCACACGUUCCUCUGCUCGUCUCUCUCUAUCUCGUUCGUUUCUGCCAUUGCUCUUGCAUUGUUCAUCCUGUUCUUGCAGCUCUCAUCCACUCUCUCCACCAGUUUCCUCUCCCUGUUCUCGCUGUUCCUGUGGGGCUGUGCACGCUAAGAUUUCGUUUCGUUCCAAGAAAGCCAUCUCAGGGCCGCUGCCUGCCUGCCCUUAAAGCUUUCGUCUUCCUUUUCGUUCUUGGGAGUAGGAGAGGGAAGGGCGGCAGCGGUGGGCGAUUGGAGAGAGAUGGGGAGGAGGACAUGGUGGCACGCCAUUGCCGCUCUCGGCGUCGCCGCCGUGGCCGUGGCCGCGGAUAGGGGCUUCUCGGUGACCGGCGCCGCCGCGGCUGCGGCUGCCGUGACGACGCCGGAGGAGAUGGGCCUGCUGCGGAAGGUCGCGAAUUUCUUGUGGCAGACUGAUGGCAACUCGUACCACCACGUUUGGCCGCCAAUGGAGUUAGGGUGUCAAGUAGUGCUGGGAACACUGAUCGGAUUCUUUGGCGCGGCAUUCGGGAGCGUGGGCGGCGUUGGAGGUGGUGGGAUCUUUGUGCCAAUGCUGACUUUGAUAAUUGGGUUUGAUCCAAAGUCAUCAACUGCAAUAUCAAAAUGUAUGAUCAUGGGUGCAGCUGUCUCAACUGUCUACUACAAUCUCAAGCUUAAACAUCCAACGUUGGAUAUGCCAGUUAUUGACUAUGACCUUGCCCUGCUCAUUCAGCCUAUGUUAAUGCUUGGGAUCAGCAUUGGUGUUAUUUUUAAUGUUAUAUUCCCUGAUUGGAUGGUCACGGUUCUCCUCAUUAUUCUUUUCCUAGGCACAUCAACUAAAGCCUUUAUGAAGGGUGUAGAGACAUGGAAGAAAGAAACAAUAAUCAAAAGGGAGGCCGCAAAACGAUUGGAGCAAGCCAGUGAAGAACCAGAAUAUGAACCCCUUCCUACUGGACCAGGUGCUGCAGCUGAUACAAAAAUGCCAUCAGACGAAGCGGCAUCACUUAUGAAGAACAUUUACUGGAAGGAGUUUGGCCUUCUUACAUUUGUUUGGAUCUCAUUCCUUGUUCUUCAGGUCACAAAGAACUACACAGCUACUUGCUCCAGUUGGUACUGGAUAUUAAACCUUCUUCAGAUCCCAGUAUCAGUAGGAGUGACUUUGUAUGAAGCACUGGGCCUGAUGAGCGGGAAGAGGGUGCUGUCAUCGAAGGGUACCGAACAAACUACACUGAAAUUUCACCAGCUCUGCAUAUAUUGCUUCUUCGGUAUUACUGCCGGAGUCGUUGGUGGCCUUCUAGGUCUUGGAGGUGGCUUUAUCAUGGGUCCACUGUUCUUAGAGCUUGGGAUCCCACCCCAGGUCUCAAGUGCAACAGCCACCUUUGCAAUGAUGUUCUCAUCUUCCAUGUCUGUUGUUGAGUACUACCUGUUGAACCGGUUUCCAGUGCCCUAUGCUUUGUACUUUGUUGCUGUGGCAUUCAUCGCUGCCAUUAUCGGCCAGCACGUUGUCAGGAGGUUGAUCAAUUGGUUAGGGCGGGCAUCACUCAUCAUCUUCAUUUUGGCUUUCAUGAUCUUCGUCAGCGCAAUUUCUCUUGGUGGAGUUGGCAUCUCAAACAUGAUUCACAAGAUCCAACAACAUGAGUACAUGGGGUUUGAGAACCUUUGCAAAUACGAGGCGUAAGAAACAAGCAGGCUUAGAAGAAGCGAAUAAUGCCACAUCCGUUUCUCUAGCAGCAUCAGACCUGUGUUGAAGAAUGGAGCAUUCCAAGAUUCAGUUUUCUACCCAUGUGACCCAAGACAAUUUGGUUGUGCAUCAGUUUGGAGGGGAGACUGCCAUGGAUUAGAAUUCCAAACAAUUUUGGAGCACAAGUUUUAAGUCGGUACAGCGUGUAUCACAUAUUCGCAUUGUAUGAAUCUUCCUUACUGAAGUAUAGUUCUGCCAGAGAAUAUCAUCCUUAGCCUCCUAGAUGUGCAUUCUCUGUCAAAAACAUUCAUCAAAUUCAUCUUCAGAUGGUGCAUAGAUACCGUAAUUUAGAACUGUGCUGUCAUUGCCACUUUAUGUGCCAAUAAUAAAAAAAAAACUUUAUUGGAU
Messenger RNA from Oryza brachyantha (malo sina), 2134 nucleotides. RefSeq names its product sulfite exporter TauE/SafE family protein 3-like. Gene Ontology annotation, biological process: protein ubiquitination. The record is from RefSeq and is a predicted model, not a curated record. NCBI's taxonomy places the organism in Eukaryota, Viridiplantae, Streptophyta, Magnoliopsida, Poales, Poaceae. The transcript is spliced from 13 exons. Gene Ontology annotation, cellular component: Cul4A-RING E3 ubiquitin ligase complex; membrane. Bases 311 to 1723 code for a protein of 470 amino acids.